Nannospalax galili (Upper Galilee mountains blind mole rat) is the source of this 4010-nucleotide messenger RNA. It is a transcript of the gene Atp13a2, whose product is annotated as ATPase cation transporting 13A2. The transcript is spliced from 29 exons. Gene Ontology annotation, cellular component: membrane. NCBI's taxonomy places the organism in Eukaryota, Metazoa, Chordata, Mammalia, Rodentia, Spalacidae. The coding region runs from base 187 to 3726 and encodes 1179 amino acids. The record is from RefSeq and is a predicted model, not a curated record. Gene Ontology annotation, biological process: regulation of autophagosome size; autophagosome-lysosome fusion; intracellular calcium ion homeostasis. Gene Ontology annotation, molecular function: ATP binding; P-type ion transporter activity; ATP hydrolysis activity.
GCCGCAGACAGACUGCGGCACCCUCGGAGCCACAGCCGCUUGGUCUUGCAGGUGCCUCCCGCUCGCCUGCUCACCGCAGCUCGCCACACAAGCCCCGCGCCCCUGACCGCGCCCCCCGGGGCCUCGCACGCCGAGCCCAGGCCGCGGGCCGCAGUGCGGGGCCGGCGAUGAGCGCAAGGAGCCGACAUGAGCGCAGACAGCAGCCCGCUCGUGGGCAGCACGCCCCCCAGCUAUGGGACCCUGACGAUCGGGACAUCGAUCGGGACAUCGAUCGAUCCCCUCAGCUCCUCAGUUUCAUCCGUGAGGCUCAGCGGCUACUGUGGCAGUCUAUGGAGGGCCAUCGGCUAUCACGUCGCGGUCUGGAUGCUGGCAGGGAUCCCUUGGCUGCUAUUCCGUUGGAAGCCCUUGUGGGGCGUCCGCCUGCGCCUCCGGCCGUGCAGCCUGGCCCACGCCGAAACACUCGUUAUCGAAACAAGAGACAAAGAGGAUAGCUUGUGGCAGCUCUUCACUGUCCAAGUACAGACCGAGGCUGUCAACCAGGGCAGCCUGGGGCUGUACCCACAGGCCCAAGCAGAAGAUGGCCGGAGCCAGGUAGCAGUGGGGGCAGUACCAGAGGGCACGUGGAAGGACACCACCCAGCUCCACAGGCAGGAGAAGGCAAACCAGGUGCUGCGGUAUUACCUCUUCCAAGGUCAGCGCUACAUCUGGAUGGAGACCCAGCAAGCCUUCUGCCAAGUCAGCCUGCUGGACCAUGGUCGCACCUGUGAUGACAUCCACUGCUCCCGCUCCGGCCUUGGCCCCCAGGACCAAGCCAUGAGGAAGACUGUUUAUGGCCCCAACGAGAUCAGCAUACCUGUCAAGUCCUAUCUGCAGCUCCUGGUGGAUGAGGCACUGAACCCCUACUAUGGAUUCCAGGCCUUUAGCAUCGCACUGUGGCUGGCCGACCACUACUACUGGUACGCUCUCUGCAUCUUCCUCAUCUCAGCCAUCUCCAUCUGUGUGGCGCUGUACAAGACCAGAAAGCAAAGCAUAACUCUUAGGGACAUGGUCAAGCUGUCCAUGCGGGUGUGUGUGUGCCGGCCUGGUGGAGAGGAGGAGUGGGUGGACUCCAGCGAGCUGGUACCUGGAGAUUGCCUGGUGCUGCCCCAGGAGGGUGGAGUGAUGCCCUGUGAUGCUGCCCUGGUUGUUGGCGAGUGUGUGGUCAACGAGAGCUCCCUGACAGGGGAGAGUGUCCCAGUCCUGAAGACUGCCCUGCCAGAGGGGCCCAAGCCCUACUGUCCAGAGAUCCAUCGGCGACACACACUCUUCUGUGGGACCCUCGUUCUGCAGGCCCGGGCCUAUUUGGGACCCCAUGUCCUGGCAGUGGUAACUCGGACAGGGUUCUGUACAGCCAAGGGGGGCCUGGUGAGCUCCAUCUUGCACCCACGGCCCAUCGACUUCAAGUUCUACAAACACAGCAUGAAGUUUGUGGCUGCACUGUCUGUCCUGGCUCUGCUUGGCACCAUCUACAGUAUCUUCAUUCUCUACCGCAACCGGGUACCAAUCAACGAGAUUGUGAUCCGGGCUCUGGACCUGGUGACGGUGGUGGUCCCACCCGCUCUGCCUGCCGCCAUGACUGUGUGUACACUCUAUGCCCAGAGCCGACUACGUGAACAGGGCAUCUUCUGCAUACACCCUUUGCGCAUCAACCUCGGGGGCAAGCUUCGGCUCGUGUGCUUUGACAAGACGGGCACCCUCACAGAAGACGACCUGGAUGUGAUGGGGGUGGUGCCCCUGAAGGGGCAGGCAUUGCUGCCGCUGGUUCCAGAUCCCCGCCACCUGCCCCUGGGGCCCCUUCUUCGAGCACUGGCCACCUGCCAUGCCCUCAGCCAGCUACGCGACACCCCAGUGGGCGACCCCAUGGAUCUCAAGAUGGUGGAGUCUACAGGCUGGGUCCUGGAGGAGGGCCCAGCUGCAGACUCAGCACCUGGGUCCCAAGUCUUGGCAGUGAUGAAACCCCCACCCUGGGGGCCCCAACUGCAGGGAACGGAAGAGUCUGUGGAACCAGUCAGCGUCCUGUGCCGCUUUCCCUUCUCCUCUGCCCUACAGCGGAUGGACGUAGUAGUGGCAUGGCCGGGGGCCACCCAGCCCGAGGCCUACGUCAAAGGCUCACCAGAGCUGGUGGCCGGCCUCUGCAGCCCUGAGUCAGUGCCCAGUGACUUCGCCCAGGUGCUGCAGAGUUACACAGCUGCUGGCUACCGUGUUGUGGCCCUGGCUGGCAAGUCGCUGCCUAUUGUGCCCAGCCUGGAGGCCGCUCAGCAGCUGACAAGAGACACUGUGGAACAGGAGCUGAGCCUCCUGGGGCUACUGGUCAUGAGGAAUCUGCUAAAGCCACAGACGACCCCGGUUAUCCAGGUUCUGCGGGGGACUGGCAUCCGCACAGUCAUGGUAACAGGGGACAACCUACAGACAGCAGUCACUGUGGCCCGGGGCUGCGGCAUGGUGAGCCCUCAGGAGCACCUAUUCAUCGUCCAUGCCUCUUACCCUGAGCAGGGCCAGCCUGCCUCUCUCCAGUUCCUGCCAGUUGAGUCCUCUACAGCCAUGAAUGGGGCUAAGGAGCCUGUCCAGGCCACAGGCUACACCAUGGAGCCUGAGCCCCGAUCCAGCCACCUGGCCCUCAGUGGGUCCACUUUUGCUGUCCUUCAGAAGCACUUCCCCAAGCUGCUGCCCAAGGUCCUGGUGCAGGCCACCGUCUUUGCCCGCAUGGCCCCAGAACAGAAGACAGAGCUGGUGUGUGAACUGCAGAAGCUUCAGUACUGCGUGGGCAUGUGUGGGGACGGUGCCAAUGACUGUGGGGCCCUGAAAGCAGCUGAUGUGGGCAUCUCGCUGUCCCAGGCUGAGGCCUCAGUGGUCUCACCCUUCACCUCCAGCAUGGCCAGUAUUGAGUGUGUGCCCACCAUCAUCAGGGAAGGCCGGUGUUCUCUGGACACCUCAUUCAGCGUCUUCAAGUACAUGGCCCUGUACAGCCUGACCCAGUUCAUCUCAGUCCUGAUUCUCUACACGGUCAACACCAACCUGGGAGACGUCCAGUUCCUGGCCAUAGACCUGGUCAUCACCACCACUGUGGCCGUACUUAUGAGUCGCAGUGGGCCUGCACUGACCCUGGGGCGAGCACGGCCACCCGGGGCACUGCUGAGUGUUCCUGUGCUGGGCAGCCUGCUGCUGCAGGUGGCCCUGGUGGCCAGUGUCCAGCUAGGGGGCUACUUCUUGGCCAGUGCCCAGCCCUGGUUUGUGCCUCUGAACAGAACAGUGCCGGCACCUGACAACCUGCCCAACUACGAGAACACAGUGGUCUUCUCCCUGUCCAGCUUCCAGUACCUCAUCCUGGCUGCGGCUGUGUCCAAGGGGGCACCCUUCCGCCGGCCGCUCUACACCAACGUGCCCUUCCUGGUGGCCCUGGCGUUCUUGGGCUCUGUCCUGGUGGGCCUCAUCCUGGUCCCCGGCCUCCUGCAGGGGCCGCUAGGGCUGAGGAACAUCUCCGACACCUGCUUCAAGCUGCUGCUGCUGGGCCUGGUCGCCUUCAACUUUGUGGGAGCCUUCAUGCUGGAGAGUGUGCUGGACCAGUGCCUCCUGGCCUGCCUGCGGCGGCUGCGGCCUAAACGGGCCUCCAAGAAGUGCUUCAAGCGGCUGGAGCGGGAACUUGCUGAACAUCCUUGGCCCACACUGCCCAUCGGCCCUGUGAGGUAGCACAGGCCUGGAGAGUACACUGGACACUGGACUCCCCCACCCCAUGCUUCUGAGCCGUGACUGUAGAGACAGCACCCAUCACCUCCCACAGCCCUGAAGUUGUCUGUUGUCACACUCCUGUCCCCCUCCCCACCCCCACUGCCUGGCCCCAGCCUUCCCUGACCCACUGGGGAAGUACUGGUUGUUAUCCCCUUCUUUAGACCAUCCCAUGUAGAGAUGGCAGCCACCAACUCCACAAGGGGCUGUUAGUGUAGCAAAUAAAGUGGUGAUAUUUUCCUGCCUCA